Messenger RNA from Morus notabilis, 1349 nucleotides. RefSeq names its product ankyrin repeat-containing protein ITN1. Gene Ontology annotation, molecular function: protein binding. NCBI's taxonomy places the organism in Eukaryota, Viridiplantae, Streptophyta, Magnoliopsida, Rosales, Moraceae. Bases 18 to 1349 code for a protein of 443 amino acids. The transcript is spliced from 6 exons. The record is from RefSeq and is a predicted model, not a curated record.
UCAAUUUAAUCCUGGUGAUGAAGAAAGUGUUUCAAAUUGUGACUACCAUAGGACUCGGUAGGACUAGAUCAAAAACUGAUAUAGAGAACCCAGCUGAUCAAGAACAUAAAGAUCAUACAGGAAACCAAUCAUUCCGUAGGGCUCAAGGGCCUCCUGACUUCAUUCCGGCAAACAAUGCCACCUGCUUUGAGCUUGGCAGGUCUCUAUACAAGGGUUUCCUGGUCAUUUUCGGAUAUGGACAUUCAUGGACAAAUGCGAUGCGAGAAGAGAAAAAGAAGCAUUUAUGGGCAGUUCAGGUCGUGGAUAAACUCGUAGAACAUUCCACUACGUAUGAUAAUGAAGACGCUGGGGCUUUUCCGUCUGAUCGUGCACAGAAUGAUCACCGUGAAAUAACUUCCUCUCUUAUUGAAGGGGAGAAAGAGGAGAAAAGUCCUGCAUUGGGAAUAGAGGAAACUGCCAUAUUAGUCGCGGCAAAACAUGGAGUGUCCGAGAUCGUGGAUCGAAUUCUUCAAAAUUUUCCGGUGGCCAUUCACGACGCAAACAAAGAUAGGAAGAAUAUACUACUACUAGCUGCUGAGAAUCGGCACUUGGAAGUGUUUAAACUCUUGCCAAAGAGAAAUGUUCCGAGGGCUCUCGUGAUGCGAAAAGUGGAUGAGCAAGGCAACACUGCUUUGCAUUUUGCCGCAAUGCACAAGGCCACCAACAAGCUUUGGCCUAUUCCCGGCGCAGCCCUACAAAUGCAGUGGGAAAUCAAAUGGUACAAGUUUGUGGAGAAAUCCAUGCCACCAAGGUUUUUUUUACGGCCUAACAUUAAAGGCCAAACGCCAGAGGAGAUUUUCUCCCAAACUCACAAGGACCUCGUCAAAGAUGGCAGCAAAUGGUUAACAAACACCUCAACCGCCUGCUCUCUCGUGGCCGCACUAAUCGCCACGGUCGCUUUCGCAAGCUGCACCACGUUUCCAGGCGGCACCGACGAUAGAAGUGGCAAACCGAAGCUUCAAAACCAGCCGACAUUCGAUCUUUUCAUGACCUUUUCACUGGUUGCCCUUUGCUCUUCAGUUACUUCAUUGAUCAUGUUCCUCUCCAUCCUCACGUCGCGACAUCAAGAAAAAGAUUUCAGCACAGAGCUGCCAAGAAAGCUUCUACUGGGAUUAACGUCGCUCUUCGUUUCCAUUCUCGCCAUGCUUAUUUCUUUUUGCUCCGGUCACUUCUUCGUGCUAGAAGAUAAGCUCAAAAACGCUGCGUUUUUAGUGUAUGCCGUGACGUUUUUACCGAUAUUCUUUUUUGCUGCUGCCCAACUUCCAUUGUACAUUGAUCUUGUACAAGCUACACUUUGGAGUCCGUUUUGA